CCCUGAGUUUAAGAAAAGUAGUACACAACAAUGAUAAUAAUUUGAGGAAAAUAUAUUAUUUCAACAUUUACUGUUGAAUAUAAUACAACAAAAAUGUCGAAACCUUUAGUAUUACGAUGUCAAUAUGGCGGUGGUCAGCGAAAAGUCCUGAACAAUCUAACAGUUUCCUCAAAACUUUCAGAACUUCGACAAGCUAUCUUUUUACUUACAGAUGUUGCUCCACAUAGACAGAAAGUUAUGAGUGGUUUUCCACCGAAAGAAAUAAACAUAUGCAGUCAAGAUGACACUAUUGGUGACAUUUCGAUACGCUCGGGAGAUACGUUGAUUAUUGAGGAGAAUAAAUCUGAACCAAAAGAAGCACCAGCCAAUGAAAAGUCAUCUAAACUUGUGCGAAAAGUGGUUCCUGCUGAUAACUCCUGUUUGUUUGCAAGUUUAAGUUUAGUCAUGCUAAGUGAUACAUCAUUUGCAAAUGAACUACGGCAGCUAGCUGCUACUUGCAUAGCACAAGAUCCUGUCGCAUAUAAUGAAGCAUUUCUUGGAAAAACAAAUUCUGAAUAUUGUCAGUGGCUUUCACAACCAGAUCACUGGGGAGGUGCCAUAGAACUUAACGUUUUUGCGAAACAUUACCAGAUGGAAAUAGAUGUAGCAGAUAUCCAAUCAGGAAGAAUUGAUAGGUUUGGUGAAGACGAACACUACGACAACCGCGUGUUCCUGCUUUAUGAUGGUAUACAUUAUGAUGCACUUGCAUUGGAAGAAAAUGAUGUAAUAACACAAACUGUGUUUCCUACCACUGAUAUGAAUAGACAAAUUGAAGCAUUAGCUAUAGCUGAGGAUUGUAAAAAGCAACGCCAAUACACAGAUCUUGCAGGAUUUUCACUUCGUUGUCUAGUUUGCAACACUCCGCUAAAAGGACAAACACAAGCGCAACAGCAUGCAAAAGAAACAGGACAUAUGAAUUUUGGCGAAGUGUAAAAUUUUGUGCUUUUUGGUUUAUUAACAAGAUGUGAAUACAUUUUUUAUUAUAUCUGUUGAUAAAAUAAAAUAUUUUAUUACUGUGAUAUGUACUUUUUAAUAAAGUUUUGCGAGUUUUGAAAGUUAGGUUAUUGUAGAUGUGAAAGUAUUAGUUUUAUAAAUUAUGUACUUACCAAGAGUGGUUGUAAUACACUCUAAUAUAUUUUAAAAAUUUAAAUAUUUAAAAAUAGUUGAAGUGUGCUUUAAUUAUCACAAAAUCUAAGUAAAAAUAUUUUUUAUUGGCGAAUCUGCUAAUAUUAAUUAACUAUUAAUUCUAAAAUUUAGUCUUUCAAGGUAUACCUAUAUUCCUUGUGUGUUGCUGUUUAACAAUACUUCAUACAAACUGAAUCUAGAAGUAGAAAUACUUGAUUUGAAAUUCUUACAAAAGAAAAGGUAUAAGCAGUACCGAUAUACAUUUUAAUUUUUUUUUAUGCUGCAAACAUCUUGUGGCAAGAGUUUAGAAAUCUUUUUGAAAAAAGAACUGUAAUAAUAUUUAGAAAAAUAUAUUUACUGUGUAGAAAUAUCUGAGUAACUGCUGACCAUGCAAUUUACUCAGUCACACAAAGUGGAAUAGAUGUCCUGAAAAAAGUUCA
Molecule: messenger RNA, 1604 nt
Organism: Hydractinia symbiolongicarpus
Lineage: Eukaryota; Metazoa; Cnidaria; Hydrozoa; Anthoathecata; Hydractiniidae
Product: ubiquitin thioesterase OTU1-like
Exons: 9
Coding region: 94-972 (292 amino acids)
Biological process (GO): protein deubiquitination; endoplasmic reticulum unfolded protein response
Cellular component (GO): nucleus; cytosol
Molecular function (GO): cysteine-type deubiquitinase activity
Source: RefSeq, a predicted model, not a curated record